AUGAAGGCCCUCGUCCUCAUCGACCUACAAAAUGAAUUCCUCGAUGCGGAGAAAGGCCGCUAUGUCAUCCCCGACUCGUCCAAGAUACCCCUCCUAGAGAACAUCAGGAGACUUCUGCCUGCAUUUCGCUCCCAUGAAUGCAUAAAAGGUAUGGUGUGGGAGGGCGAAAGUCAAGCACAAUCUGAUAAUCUGGUCAUAUGGGUGCGCGCUGAAUACUCGGGCCCGAAUGAAACGAGCCCUGCCCUCGACGCUGCUUCCUCGUCCUCGGACCGGGGACAUCAAGAUGGAGAUGGAGAUGAAGAUGAUAACCUCCCCAUCCGACCCGUUACUGCUACUAGAAGCGCCCAUGAAAACUCCCAUUUCCUUACUGGCACACACGCCGGAAAGACACCCUGCUGUCCGCCAGGUUCGGAGGCCGCGCAGUUCUACCCGGCCAUCACCCCGCUGAUAGACACCGACAGAGACCUCAUCCUAACAAAGACCUGGUUCUCCGCGUUUAAAGAAACAGGGUUAGCGGAGAUCCUGCGAUCCCGGGCUAUCAACGAGGUGUACUUCGCCGGCCUACUCUCGAACGUCUGCGUCCUUGCCAGCGUCACAGACAGCAUCAGACUCGGUGCCACGCACUGGAAAACGCACGUCGUCGUCGACUGCCUGGGUUAUCUACGAGAGAAAAGCCACGUCGCCGCCCUUGCCAAAUUAUCUGCCAUCACCUUCACCCUCACAACCCCUAAUGAGCCAGACGCAGCAGCGCCAGCGGUACCCGCGCCGUUAAUCACCAGCACGCAUUUCCACCCGCAUCCAACCUUCUACUACGUCAACGGCAGCAUCCCCUCCUGGCGCGUGCAGAUAGCCCUACACCAUAAACAGCUCCGAACAAACGACGUCCGCAUGUACGUCAUGCGCACGCCCAAACCGACGCGCUCGCCGGCGUUUCUCGCCAUAAACCCGCGCGGCAAGGCGCCUGUGUUCGUCGACACGGACCCCGCACGCACGCGCACGUGUGAAUCGUUGGCGAUUCUGCUGUAUCUUGAAGAAUACUACCCCGGUACUGCGCUUGCUACUUCUGCGGGUUGUUAUAAUAAUGACAAUCCAUCCCCAUCCCCAUCGGCACCGCCGCUCCUGCCCCCGCGCGACCACCGCCAGAAACGAGCGCGCGUCCUCUGUCUCAUGCAGGAAUCCGAGAAUCUACACUCGGCCUACGACGCGCUGGAAGAUGCAUACUGGGCCGACAAAAAGACCGAGCAGGCCGACGGCCCCUCCUCGCCCUCACUAGCCACAAGGCCAAUAGUGCCCUCAGCCUCCGCAAAAUUCGAAGACUUCAUAAUCAACCAGCGUCCUCUACUCAUCCAAGCCAUCCACGCCGAGCUGGCGCUCUGGGAGACGCAUAUCGCCGCCGCGCACGCGGCGGGGACGAGAUUCCUGGCUGGCACGCACACGCUGUCACUGGCUGAUUGUGCGCUCUACCCGAUCCUGGCGUACAUGGUGCAUCGCGGUUUUGUGUUUACGGAGCGGUUUGAGGGGCUUGAGAGGUAUUAUGGGGAUAUGACCAGGUUGGAGUGUGUGCAGCGGGCGAGGCCUGAGGGAUGGGGGGAUGGGAGGGGGAGGGGGAAGACGGAUGUUUUUGGGGGGAGGUGA
Molecule: messenger RNA, 1635 nt
Organism: Blastomyces dermatitidis ER-3
Lineage: Eukaryota; Fungi; Ascomycota; Eurotiomycetes; Onygenales; Ajellomycetaceae
Exons: 1
Coding region: 1-1635 (544 amino acids)
Source: RefSeq, a predicted model, not a curated record